Messenger RNA from Linum trigynum, 2015 nucleotides. NCBI's taxonomy places the organism in Eukaryota, Viridiplantae, Streptophyta, Magnoliopsida, Malpighiales, Linaceae. The record is from the annotation of a GenBank genome assembly.
ACACGAUUUGUAAUAUAGACAAAAAGCAGACAAAUAUUUAUUUUGAUAAUUGUUAGUUAUCAAAAGUAUAAGGUAUUGAUUUGUUAGUUACCUCAAAUAUAAGUGACUGUUUGGUCAAUUGACCCUGUGCUUUGGUAAUUGCCUAAUUGUAUGUAUGUCACAGACGAAUCGGGUUGUCCUCUCAUCCUUAUCCGCCGGCGUCAAUUGACCCAGUGAUUUUGCAAAGACUCAAACGGCGAGUAACAAAGGACGACUCAGAACGCAAGUAGUGCGGAAGAACUGAAAAAAUAGCGACAGAGGAUAAAACAGAACCGCACUUUCUGAUGCUGCGACUUAAAGAAAAAUGAGUGGCUGAAUGUGACCAGAAAUGGCUACUGCUGCUCUCACCGUUACCGCCUCUUCUUCUUCUCCUCAUCUGUCUCCUUACACCUUCCGGCCAUCCACCGUCACCAUCGUUCACAAUCACGCUUCUUCUCCGCCUUCGGUGUCCCGAAUUCCGGCGAAUUUAGAGGUUAUUAUCUCGCCUGCGCGCAGGAGUAGGCUAGGGUUGGCUCUUCGUACUCAUGCUGCAAUAUCAGCACAAGGCCACCAAGGCACAUCUGAUCCUGAGCUACGCUCGGUUCUUGAACUCGCUACAAACUCCGAGUUGCGCGAGCUGGACAAGGUUUUAUUCGGACCAAGUUACUUCAGUCCUCUGUUGAAAUCUGUGAUGAAGAGACCCGAAGUCGAUUAUACGAUGAUUGAGGAAGACCUCGCGGAGCGAGAGGACUUCAUUGCUGCUCUUGAAUCGCGGUUUCUAUUCCUUGCUGCCGAUGCCCGCUCCACUUUGAGGGGUUGGAGGCCUUCAUAUAGAGACGUGUUGCUGAAAGUGAGGAAGAAGUUAAGUGUCUCUUGCUCAACCAAGUUGUCAACCGAAGAUCUAGAAGCAGAAGUUUUUCUUCAUCUGGUUAACAAUUUUGCAAGUGAAGAAUCAGGAACUUUUCCAGGUUUAUGGGAAUUAUCGAAGCCUUUGGAUAGCGAAGAGGGUGUAGAACUUGGAUUGGAUCAAUGGAAGGUACAAGGGCUUGGUGCUCUGAAGCAUGUGGUUGAAGAGCUCCAGCCAAUUAUCUUGAAGGGUGGUAGUGCUCUUACAUUGUCAAAAGUUUAUCAAUCGAUAGCUGGUAAACUAAUGGGCAAGGUGGUUCUGGAUGCUGCCAACUAUCAAAUAAAAAAGGAAGUCUUAAAGAAGGGUGGACAAUUAGCUGCAAUGAAUUUGGAAUCUAGAGCAGCCUUGAUUAUGGCAAAGCGGGGUUUGGCUGGAACUGCAUCAAGAUAUCUGGGCCUUAGAAGCAUGAUGUCAUUCCUUGGCCCAGUGAUGUGGGGAACCUUGCUGGCUGAUGUCGUCAUUCAGAUGCUUGGCACCGAUUAUGCUAGAGUCCUGCCAGCAAUUUACGCGUUUGCACAGAUUCGUCUCACCCGCACGUACAGGCCACAGAAAGAUGGUAAACAAUGCAGAGGUGAACCAUUAUAAGAACGUCAGAUUCACAGAUCGGACAAUCGAAUCACAUGUGGUGCCCAUUUCCCAGAUAUGCUUUGCGCUCUGAACAUGCCAAUCUUCAGGAUACCUGAGAAUUAGUAUCUUGGGGAGAUUUUCCGUCUGGAACUGGAGCUAUGGUUUCUGCGGUCUAACCGGUUCGGGCUUCAGAGUCUACUUCUUUCUGUGGUUUGUGGGUUAUACGAGGGCACCAUUUCUGACUGGUGGUGGGACUGGAUCCACAGCCACCAUGCGGGGAAUUGUUGAUGAUGUUUCUUGCUUUCUUGUAUUUAUCCAGAAGGAUGGUGAAUGUGUAUAGUUCCUCUCCUGUGGUGAAUCCGUCGGGCUGGGUGCCCGUGUCCGACAGCUUACGCCUGAAAGGCCAAGGAUUGUAAUUUCUUUGAUCUCUCACUACAUAAGGAUCAAGAUCAAAUAAACGUUCAUUCUCAUUCUGUCGAAAGACAAUCCAUUUUGAGCCUUUCAAUAAAUAAUGAGCAAGUUA